Cimex lectularius (bed bug) is the source of this 2512-nucleotide messenger RNA. RefSeq lists its product as uncharacterized. The coding region runs from base 156 to 2357 and encodes 733 amino acids. The record is from RefSeq and is a predicted model, not a curated record. The transcript has 16 exons. Lineage: Eukaryota; Metazoa; Arthropoda; Insecta; Hemiptera; Cimicidae.
CUCGAGUCCUCGUCCGCACCCCGAUCCCUCAGUCCAGCGGGAACACGAGCCCUAUGAAGAACGGUUCGCGAAUGGACAAUCCAGUCGAGGGAAAGACAAUGAAGACGGAAAAUUUUAAAACCGUUUAAGGGGGAAAAAGAAACAAGAAAAGCGAAAUGGGUCGAAUUUCAUUUUUUGACUACAUGCUCCUCCUCAAUUUCUUCACGUUUGGUUUUCAUUUUUUCGGAUGGAACAGUUUUUGUACUGCGUCAACCGUCCGAAUAAAGCACAAGAACUCCACGAGGUCUUCCUUACCGUUGACCAACACGACUGAGAGUAAAUUCCACGAAAACACGGAACAAAAGAUUAUCUUGGGCACAUUAAAUAUAGACAGCAUUUUAUCAAGCAUAGACUACCCUAGUGUUGAGAUACUCAAUCAGACGGACAAUUCUACCAUUUCUCGUUACGGGCAGACUGAAGUUUGCAAUAUUUCCAUUCCGAACUUAUGCUUCAAAAAUGUAGACUUUGUUGUGAGCAACAUCAGCUUUUAUGAUGGGCCCUUUUCACUUGGUUAUUUGGGGACUGAUCUACCGCCGGAUUGCAACGCAUCGAAACCAACGUACAUCAUCCCACACGAAGCUCCCAAUUUAAUAUGGCUGGACGGAAACUAUGAACUUUGGGUCAACGCUUCAUUAGGCCGACAAGAGUUCAGUCUAGGCGUGGUCUGCUCCUUUGGCGCAUAUACUUCGAUAUACCGAGAUAUCUCGGUAAAGUUGAUUUUCCUGUUGGAAGCCAUGCCUGCCGACACAGUGCGACUCAUCAAAUCCGCCAGCGUCAGCGCAGGCGAUCAAAUGCUCGUCGGCUGGGCUUGCAUGCCGACCGCAGGGAGGGCAGAUCUGAUACAAUCGGAUAUGACGUCGGAAUUCAGGCUUACAAUGGAUAUAAAGGACUUCACGACGGACUUAAGGAUCAUACUCAUAUAUCUAACUUGGUUAUCUACAAAAGUUCUCGUCUUACCGCUUCAGGUCACGGCGAAAUUGGGCAUCAUGAACGAAACGGUGAUAGUGAGAUCGAGACUGGAGCUGUCCAGCACAACCCUUCCGUACGUGAAGUACCCAGAAAAGUCCUUGGUCGUUCCAAGGAGCGCUUCUUUAUACACCAGGCUGUUUACUCCGAUGCGUCCGAGAAACCUUGGCAGGAAUGUUACGUUCAGCGUAGCCGUACCUCGGAACUACGAGACUCCCUUUGAAGUCACUGCAAAAGCGGGAAUAGUCUACACCUCAUACGGUUACCAAAAAACACCAAAUCACACCGGUGUCUUAAUAGAAUGGAAAGAUUCCAAAUUGCGUCAAUUGGGCUUGUCUUGGUUCAGCAUCAUUUUCGUGGCGCCCAGUCAUUGCCCAGUGGCCAAUACAUUCACCAUCCACAGCUGGGGUCUGUGUGCUAAACAUCUCUCAUUUAAAGACUGCAACUUGGCCUGCGGCUUAGCCGGAUCGAUGAGACACGGAAACAAGGGAGCAUGCAUGUGGAGGGGUCCGACGGAACCGAACCUGUCAUCGAUGUCUUUCAACUACUCGUCCUGCACUAACGACAUCCGCUUCUGUCCGGACAAAUGGUGUGAUCCUUUCGAGAAACAGCACCGUCUCAUCUGCCCACAAGACUGCACCGCAACCGUCAUCCUAGGAGAGCUUGGACCCAGGAAAACUGGUGUGUCAAAAGGCACCGGCGUUUGCUCCUGUGACGACCUAGGCAUCUGUCAUUGCGGAAACCCGUUGCUGUUUAACGAGAUGCCAUCCCCAAGACGAGAAGACGGUAAAAAAAUCACGUCUCCGGAAUAUUUGCAAAAGAAAGAGGACAAUAAGAAAAUGGCUCGGCAGGAAACUGUGAUACCCGUGAACGGACAUCAGGACAAUAACAGAAUAAAAGAAGUCAACGAAAUCGCCGGACUGCCUGGACAUUGCAACAAGGACUGCGUACUUAUACUCUUCAUGGCCGGCGGAUGCGUUAGUCUAGUUUUGUCCUCGGUUAUUUUCGUUAUAUCUUCCAGAAAGUGCUGGCCUAAGAAAAAGGAAAGAUUGAGGGAUGAGAGAUUUUCUACUAAUUCUCUCCUGACUAGGCCUGAGAUCGAACUCGCACCAAACAUCGAACUUCUUCCCACGAUUGACAUUGAUCCAAAAUGGAAUGUGCCGAGGAGCAAGUUGAUUCUCGAGGAGUGCCUCGGAGAAGGUGAAUUCGGAAGGGUACUUAAAGCAACUGCUCAUGAUAUACCAGCAUGCCCAGGAUGUCACAGAAAAAAAAAGGCCUAUCAUCUUGCUCUAGCCAGUGGUUCAGUGGAUUCGACACAGCAGCUAAAGGUUCACACCGGUGGGAAUAACUAAUUGAGAAAAAAAGGAUUCCAUUGCAUCGCGUUACCUCAAGAUAGUAUCUAAAUUAUAUAUAAAAAAUUUUAAAAAAAAUACUAGUAGUAAAUAAUUAAACUUAGAGCCUGUUAUUUAUUUCAAUCAUAUAAGCAAUAAAGUUGUUUAGUUACUUA